GCUUUUUCCUUUGUGGGUAUUGUUUCUUGAUCAAGUGGUGAUGAUUUUUAAUGUUUACCUAGGGCAAAAUAUAGUUUUUUUUCCCUAAAUAUUUGCUGUUUUCUUUUGUGGGGUUUGCUUCUUGAUCAUGAUGCUGAUGAUGUUUACUUGUUUUUGUGAAAAAUCUAUGGGUUUAUUGUGUAUAUAUAGAGUUUUGGUGGUGGGUUUUGUACUUUUUGUGGUGUCGAGUCAGCUUGCGCCCAUGUUGACUAAUUUCACGGAUACCCAUCACUUCCACCAAGGCUAAAUAGAUGGGAAGAAAUUACCUUGUGUGUUUUGUUUUUGCUGGGAUUUGAACUUGAGAGCUCAUGGUGUUUAACCCUGAACCAAUAGGCCACACCCUUGGGUGCUGGGUUUUAUGCUUUCAUAUUUUGUUCUUUAUCUUUUUGAGAGCAUGUAUAGAGAUAUAUUCUAUAUGUGAAAUUAUAGGGUUUUAGGUAAAGUAGCUUGCUUUCUGUUCUGUUUUUUGAUGAAUUAUUUCAUGGUUUUGGAAUGCUUUUGUUGGAAAUUUGGUAUGAGCUGUAGUUUGGGUAAUAAGGAAGCUCUUAAAACGCUUUGUUUGACUUUAGCUGACCAAAAUGGCUUUGGAAUCUUUAUAGAUGCAUAUAUUCCAUUCUGUCCAUGUGUCCAAAAGUUCAUCUAAAUACAUGAAAUAGAUGUUACAGAAAAAUUAUACCUAUCCGAGUCUUUUAAGAAGUCCUGAGUUUUGUACGGCUAAGUCAUUUGAAAGCUACUCAAUUAGGGAACCCCUUGGAUGCAAUUUGCUGCCAUCAUAUUCUCAUAUAAAAAGUUCCUUCCUUGUCUUCUAUGCAAUUGUCUAAAUAAUCUAUUUUUCUAACGGACUUGUGAAAUGGUGGCUGAAAGUUUUUGAUUAUUGGAACCUGGGGAGAGGUAUCUGGUGAGCUUAUCAAAAUGACUUCUUUUUGUUUAUGGUAGACCUUUCAACCUUAUUUGUGUACUUUUGUUUGAUCGGUUCAAUGGCUAUAAAGAUGGUAGUAGUUCGGAUCAUCCUACUCUAAGAAUACUUACCAUGUCUCCAUCACCAUAGAAACAAAACAACGUUACAAAUUGAUGAGCUUGUGCUAUUUAUACGGCUAUGCGCUAACUCAACACAUUCGAUUUAGUUUCAGGUUUUGGUUGAAAGAAUUUCUAUCGUACUGUUAUAAUUCAAGUAGAUGGUGAACAUAAUUUGCUAGGAAAAGAACAACUACCCAAGCAAGUUAGGGCUGGCUAUAUGGAUCCUCAUUGUUCAUGUCGCUCCAUUAAGCUCAAUAUUCUAUAUUGUGAGGAUUCAUCAUAAGUUGAUUAGUUCUACGUUGGCCAUUAACCUAUCCUAACCCUCCUUUAUUGGGCUUGGGACCGCCAAAGUGAGCAAGCUCACACCGAGAAUUAAUUUUGCUAAUAGCAUGCUCGGUGCGAACUUUGUUAUGGCAAAUGAUAUUGAUUUGUAUCUUGUUUUUGUUGGGGCAUUGAUUUUACAUUAGCAGGGUGAUUUACAGAGGGUGUGACGUGCAUUAUUUUAUUGUUUGACGUUGGUGAAUAAUCCAGCUCAACAUAAUUUUGUAAUUUAUGCAGCUCAUACAAGUUCCAAUAGCUCAGCAUCUUGUUGAAUUCUGCAGUUGAAAGCUAUAUCAUCUUGCAGGCUAACUUCAUUGAAUCCUUGGAAAGUUGUCAAAGUGUUACGCGAUGGAUAUGAAAGGUAUAUCAUGGGUUGGAGAUAUAUACCAGAAAUUUGAAGCUAUGUGUUUGGAGAUGGAAGAUGCUAUGUACCAGGAUACCGCUAGAUAUGUUGAGAAUCAAGUGCAGACUGUUGGUGCAAGUGUCAAGAGGUUCUAUUCAGAUGUGGUGCUAGAUUUGCAUCCUCAAUUUAACAUAGAUCCCGUGAAAGUUGCAGCUGCUGACUUGUCUCUUAAUCCCUAUGCUCACACUGAAAUCAGCAAGAAGCUGAAAGCAAAACUUAAAGGAGGACACCCUAGGGGAAUUAAUAAGGAAUUAAUUGAUGAUACUCAAGUGAUCAAGGGGAAAAGCAAAAGUGGAGGAGUUUAUAGACGUCAAAAUAUUGGGAUCAAAGAGAUUGUCAGAGAUAAUCAUCCUCCAUCUAAGAAGUCGGUCGCUCUCUGUCUCGUAUCAGGGGAUGCAAUUAAAUUGUCCUCAGAUGCUAAGGUUAGGGGAGGUUUUGAAGUGGCAUCUGACCGCAUGACCAUGAUGUCGCCCUUGGUCUCAGUUAUAGAACCUGACUCUGCAGAAGCAGGAAAGGAGGUUUCCAACCAUAUUGUAAAUACAAAUGUGCCUUCAGCAGGUAUAUCGGUUAAUGCUGCAGCUUCUGAUACGAGCUUAUCAGUUGAUUGUGUUGGGAAGAACCAAACAGACCUUGGGAACACUUCCUCUGUUGGUGACUUGCAAUCAGACUCUCAUGCAGAUAAGGGUACACACAAGGAGUUGGCUGGUGAGACUGCAUUAAAGAUUAGCAGUAAUACUCACGAUAAUAAUGUUGCCAGCGAGGAGAUCAAUGAGUCCAAAGAGAGAUCAGAUAGAUUUUGUUCUGCUACACCUGAGAAGUAUGACUUGAUCGAGUCCGAUGUGGAAAUUGUUGACCAUUAUGACGAAUCAAAGUUGGAGGAAACUUGUGUCCUGGUUGAAGUGGACAGACUUCAUGUUCCACAGGAUUCAGUCAAACGAAAGUCAUACAAGAAGAAGCUCAGGCAAGUUUUUUCUUCGAAAAAAAAGUCAACGAGUAAAGAGUAUGAGAAGCUUGUAACAUUACAUGGAGAUCAACAGCCUAACCUAGAGCCUGAAGAAAAGGUGAUGCAGGUUCUCACCAGAAACUCGAAAGCAAAAAAUUUGUCAUCAGCUAAUGAUCAUUCUGAAUCUGACUGGGAGUUUCUCUAGAUAUGAUGCAUUACAAUAACAUACCCGUGUAAUCCCACAAGUGGAUAUGAUGCAUUGUUGCUAUAAAAUUGUAAUGUUGCUUUUGCCAAUCAAUAGAUGACUUUGUACAUAAAACCAAGAUUGAAAGAGGAAGCAGCUGGUAUUAUGAUAAGCCAAUUAUUUCUGUUUAGACUGCUCCUGUAAUAUAACCAGUUAAUAAUACAUGGUAAGUUGAAGCACCUUUUAUUACAGA
Molecule: messenger RNA, 3160 nt
Organism: Solanum dulcamara
Lineage: Eukaryota; Viridiplantae; Streptophyta; Magnoliopsida; Solanales; Solanaceae
Exons: 6
Coding region: 1726-2928 (400 amino acids)
Source: RefSeq, a predicted model, not a curated record